AAAAAAAAAGAAGAUGAUGGGGGAAGCAAAUGAAGCACAGUCGUUUUGAUGAGGCUCGGGUUAGGUCGGCUAAAAAAAUUCGCUUUUUCUAAUUUGGGGGUUUCAAUUACAUAGAGGAGGAGAGAGACUUGUUCGUUUCCAAACAAUAUAAUCUUGUUCCGAUGGCAGCGAUACAGAUGCUCGAUCAGGUUGAUGAUUCCGCUGAUUCACUGAUGCAAUCCGUACGCGAGGUCCAAACCAAGAUGGCUCUGCUUCACUCCACGGUUGGCGACUUACUCACUUCCAUGUCGGAGACCCUAAAUUCCAUGGCGGAGAUGAAGGAAGCACUUCUUCACCAACCCACAGCUCCGACACCGUCUGAAUCGAAAGUUACGGUGAAUCAGGACCUCCCUGUAGCACCAGCACCAGCACCUCCACCACCGACGAAACAAUCGACCGCGCCGGUGGAUAACUCAGUCAAAGAGCACCCGUUGUCUCGCUACAUUAAACUGAAGAAGACCAAGAUCGAGAUGCCAGUCUUCGAAGGAGGUCCCAAUGUUAAUUCGUGGCUUUUCAGAUCCGAACGAUACUUCGAGUUCGGUAACUUCACGGACGCGGAGAAGAUCCGAUUAGCUUAUAUGAGUGUGGAAGGUCAAGCUUUGUGUUGGUUUAAGCUUGAGGAACGUGAGCCUUUUCUAGAUUGGAACGAUUUCAAAGUUAGGGUUUUAGAGAGGUUUGGGGAUCCCAUAUCUCCUAUGGAACGUUUACUCUCUCUCAAACAAGAUGAAUCUGUGAUACGUUAUCUUGGUGAGUUCGAGGAUCUCUCCACGCAAUGUUCUGGUCUCCCUGAUUCUGUUCUUGAGGCUGUGUUCAUCAAAGGGCUUAAGAAGGAGAUUCAGGACAUGCUCCGUAUGUUUCAACCAAAGGGGUUGAGUGAUAUCAUCAUGAUGGCUCGUAGAGUGGAGAAUAGUCCUUUUUGCCGUGUUAUGAAAUGAAAUGAACCCACCCACCACUUACGGAUUCUGAGUUUUAAGAUCUGUGUCUUCGUUAAAAGAACUACAACCAGUUAGAUUCUUACCCUCUUUUGGUGCUCUUUGAGGCUUGUCUUCUUCUGUGAAUCGGUAAGCUCACUCUGUUAGAUUCUCUUGUAGUCAUCUUCUAGGCUCUAGCAUUGAGUGUUAUGUUGGGUUGGUUUGUUGUUUGAAGAUGGUUUCCAUGUAUUCAUUCAUACAAUUGCAACCUACAAAUCAGUGUUUUUUUAUCUAAUCUUGAUGGCUCCCACUAGUCAUUACUUUCUUCUUUCAA
Messenger RNA from Camelina sativa (false flax), 1284 nucleotides. RefSeq lists its product as uncharacterized. Lineage: Eukaryota; Viridiplantae; Streptophyta; Magnoliopsida; Brassicales; Brassicaceae. The record is from RefSeq and is a predicted model, not a curated record.